This is a messenger RNA of Daldinia vernicosa, 3022 nucleotides long. RefSeq lists its product as uncharacterized. The transcript is spliced from 2 exons. NCBI's taxonomy places the organism in Eukaryota, Fungi, Ascomycota, Sordariomycetes, Xylariales, Hypoxylaceae. The coding region runs from base 432 to 2549 and encodes 705 amino acids. The record is from RefSeq and is a predicted model, not a curated record.
CAGUUACGCUCUUCUUAUCAACCCUUUCUCAUACAGUACCUACCUACACGCCGCGACUCUAAAGUAAACCUCAAAAAAACAUUAGGUUAGAAGGUGUUAUAGUAUCUACUUAGGUAGGUGCCUAUUGUGCCUCGCCGUGUUUUUGAUUGAGUUGAGGACUGCUAGUUCCUGUUGCACUUGGUUCAUAGUUGCCUACUAUCUAAGUUUUUCAAAGACUUGGAGAGAGACAACCCAACCUAGGUAACUUGGAGUAGUUAGUUAUCUUUCAAGGCAAUGACAGCGUCGUACGUAACUGGGUUAUCAGGAAGUUGCAGUGUAAAUUUCAAGAACUGGGGAAGCCAUUGGCUGAUUUUAUUUCCCUGGUUAGCAAGAUAACCUCGGAUUACCUCUGAUAACCUCAAGCCCAAUUAUUCUUUUUUUCUUACUUUACUAUGUCAUACUCUCGAUCUAGAGUAAGUGGUUUUGAAGACGAGCGACGUCGCCCAUACGGCGGCACUGACUCGUAUAAACCAUUUGAGGAUCGACACACUUCUAGUGAAUAUUCUCGUGAUCGCGGCAGAGAGGUUGAGCGUGAUCGAGAUCGCAAUAUGGUCCUGGGUCGGCGCGACUCUGGAGACGCGGAAGGUACGCGAAGUCCGCACGGCCGUGGAAGAGAUAUGGGCGGUCCAAAAGACCUCCACCGGCUUUCUAUUGAUACCAGGAUUCCUACCGGUCCUAGGCGGACUGUGUCAGGUACCUAUUCCCCCGCUAGUGCUAUGAAUAGCGUUCCAACCCGCCCAACCUCGACUGAACCGGCUACCGAUGGUAUUUCAAAGACGACUAGAAUAUCUAGUCCGGGUCCUAUAGCCCCGCCAAGCAUUCCCAAAGCCAAGGAUCCUAGGUUACAAGAAGUUUUCGAAGUCAUAUAUAAAUGUAACGAGACUUCACAAGAGCGCAUGCUCUUGAAAUUACGGAAGAGCAAACUACUGCGCGAGGACCAUCAACGUCGGCGUGAGCUCGAUAAAAUCGCCAGCAAAGUUAAUGAUUAUGCUCCAUACUCGGAAUUCCAGAGACGAUUUGACGAAUGUGGGAAGUUAGAACGGGACGAGAUCUCAACAAGUCUCGCUAAACUCGAUCAGCAAUUCGCGGAAACCUUGGAAAGAGCCGUAUCUUCUAUAACAUCUUCUCAAUCGCAGGCAACUGAUAACAACUCUCUCCGAGCGUUAGAGGCCAAAUUUGCCGAAUUUCAGAAACAAAGUUCUGAGCAGCAAAAACAAAUAUCUGAUGCCCAUGCCCAAAUUCAGAUACUACGUAGUGAGCGAGAACAGUCAGUCCAGGCUUUCAAUAACCUGGAUAAGGAUUUUAAGGUGUUGAGAUCCGAUUAUAAUACUCUUCAAUCUGAAAACUCGCAGCUCAAGACGCAAAUCGCGGAUCUUGAUGCUCUUAGAAAAACUCAGGAUGACUUAAACCGGCUGACCCAGGAUCUCGGGUCCUUUACCACUAGAGUGGAUGAAGUGGAAAGGAAGGCGACUGCGUUUAUGGAUAAGGUCAAAGAGCUUGACAUGGAGACCUAUAACGAAAUCCUAGAGACCUGGAUCGACCAUGAUUUUAAAUCCAAGGUGUUUUCAAAUGAAAAAACAAUUGCGUCUUUACGCCAAGACUUCCGUUCUCUGCAGGAGUCAGCUACGUCUCAUUUCGACAAGAACGAUUCUUUCAUCCAAGAAACCCGGAAGUUCAUAGAGAAUGCUGGAAAUUCCCGACCCGUUGUGUCACAACUAAGUAACGCGACGUCAGUAAACCAGCCUGCACAGGAAGGUUGGGUUCAAGAAAAGCUAGAUACGUUACGAAAAGUUAUGCAGAAGACAGUUGCCGAUUCUGGCGAGAGUUGCGCCGAGAUGGUUGACGAAUUGGCAGUUCGCGUUGACAAAAUCUCAGCAGAUGUAAAAGCUCUUGAAAAGCUAUCUGCGCAAAUUAAUAUGCUAAAGCAGACCGGAGAUGGGCAGCACAAUGCGCUGCAACACUUACAGGAUUGUAUAAAGUCCUUAGAGGCCGAAGGAGUUGGUCCUAAGCUUGACAACGUCAUCAUCAAAUUGGCCGAUAUGGAGGGUAGAGUAACCUAUCUUCAGCAGAGCAACGCUACCGGAGGAACAGUUGGCCUUAAUUCCAUCAUGAGCGCUAUCAAAUCGGACGUCGAGGACGGCAAAAAAAGAUUCGAUUCACUUGAGCUUGCUAUCAGGACGUUAGACAGCCAGUGGGCAAACCUCAACUCGAAGCAAAUGGCAGUUCAUAUUCUUCAACACCUCGACUCUUAUAGGCAGCAAACUGAAGGACGGAUCAUUAGCGUCGAAGCAGGGGUUGGGGAAUUAAAAAAUAAACUUGCUCUCAUCGAGGACAAUCUCGCUUUGUUAAGAGACCCGAAAUAUCUUGCAGCUAUCAUAAAAGCCUCUCCGCCGUUGGGAAAACGGCCAGCUUCUCCCGGAUCGGCUGCCGAGGACCCGAUGAAAAAAAGAAAGCUGGAUACAAAGAGCCAGCAGACACAAUCAAACACUACCCAGGCAGCCAAAAGCUGAUGGUCAUUGGUAUAAGUCAACGUUACUUUGAUUACCACAACGCUACCAAAGCACGUUUCUUAAGGGCUCGCAUGAUGGCGCUGCGGUCAAGAACCAACCAUACAAAAUAGUAUCGUAACUUGAGUCCUUGUUUUCUUUGUGUGCCGCAAUGCCAUUUGCGUCACGCGAAACCGACAUACCUCUACCGUUCGGGUACAAUCAGAAGACCUGCAAUCCUCUUGUUUGUCUAACUUAUUGCGUUAGAUGGAACGCAUGGUUGCAAUACCCACACCCCUCUAUAUUAAUGCUUCCAAGGUGGGGGACUUCGAGAAGAAAAGUCGGCUAGAGGUUGGAAGUUACACGAAGAUGGAACGUCUGCAAAGACUUGGCAAUAUGGCGGCCUAUGUGCAUAUGUCUACCGUGUAGAGCUUUACUUCGCAGAUUAAGUGAGUUUCGUACCUAAUUAUUAGGGGAAUAAUAAAACAGUGAACAAU